GUUGUGGUUUCAUCAAUCAACAUAGAAAAGUCGAUUGGAAAUGUGAUUUUUUCCAAAGAUGUACGUGGAAAAAUGAGUUUAUUGGUCAAUGGACCGGCUGGAAAAACUUCCGUGCAACUGGGUCAACAUUUGAGCUCUGAUCUUCUCGCAAAUGCGAAGUACACGGAGCUAGAAAAUGGAAUUCGCGUUGAUUUCGACUCCAAAAUCAGUCUCGAAAUUAAAGCCGCAGGCGAAUGCUCCGAAGUUAUUUGGACGACUGCAGAUAACGCGACGACCAUUCAAGACUGCAUCGAUUACGGCACGACCCAUUGGUACGGUGGAUUCGAGCAGAAAGACCAGCGGUGGCCCAUAGAAAAGCUGCAACACAGCAACUACCAGUACGUCACGCAGGAGCUGGACAAUAUGGGCAUCGCCGAGCGCUACUUCUUGAACUCUUUCGGCCAGUAUUUCUACGUCGAGGACUACGUGCCCCUCUUUCUAGAUUUCAACACAACUGGACAAAAUCAGUUGUGCAUGAGCGCAAAGUUCGAGGAUCCGUUUUUAGUCGUUGACGAGCUGCGCCUGCACUACCGCAUUUGCACCUUAAGCGACGUAAAAGAAGCGCAACUACACGCAAUCGACAACAUUUUCGGGCGCCCAUCUGCACUGCCUGAUGAGAGAAUGGUACAGCAUCCCAUUUGGUCUACGUGGGUUCGGUACAAGAGGAAUAUCAGCGAAACGAUUGUGAUGGAGUUUGCCAAUGAAAUUGCCAAUCUCGGCUACGAAAACAGCCAAAUAGAAAUCGACGAUGACUGGGAGACUUGCUAUGGAGAACUCGAGUUCGAUUUGGAAAAGUUCCCCGAUCCAGGGAGGUUGGUCUCCAACCUCAGGUCCCUCGGUUUCAGGGUCACCCUGUGGAUCCACCCUUUUAUGAACGAAAACUGUCCCAGUUUUCAAACCUUGAAAGGUCUGGGAUAUUUUGCCAAAGACGAAAAUGGCAGGACGAGAACAAGGUGGUGGAACGGCUUGCUUGCGGCCAUUUUUGACUUUACAAACCCUGAUGCAGCCAACUACUGGUUCAGCAAAAUCGACGCGAUAAAGGCGAUCUCUCAGGUGGACUCAUUCAAGUUUGACGCCGGCGAAACAAGCUGGCUUCCGAACCCACGCGUUUUAAGUGGCCCACGGGACAUGCAACCCAACAUUUACACCUCAACCUACAUUCGCAACGUUUCUCAGUACGGGCCUCUGACCGAAGUGCGUGCUGGCUUCCGCACGCAAGACAUUCCCCUGUUCGUCCGCAUGGUGGACAAGGACUCCCGAUGGACCAUGAAUAACGGCCUGCGCAGCAUCGUGACCUCCUUGCUGGCUAUGAAUAUGGCCGGAUACCCAUACGUUUUGCCAGAUAUGAUCGGCGGAAACAAUUAUUUCGGGGAGGAAAUCAGCGAAGAAUUGUUCAUUCGCUGGCUCCAAGCCUCCACUUUCAUGCCGUCCCUCCAAUUUUCACGAGUUCCAUGGGAUUUCAGUAAUCCAGAGGUGGAUGCCAUUUCAAAGAAGUUUGUCGAGCUCCACGCAAAUUACACGCCUGUGUUCAUGCAGCUGGCGCAACAGUACUUGGCCGGUGGAGCAGUUUCGAUUAACAAUCCAAUUUGGAUGGCUAGAUACUCGCCCCUGUCUGACGAACAAGCUUUCCUGAUCGACGACGAAUAUCUAUUGGGUGACGAAAUUUUGGUGGCGCCCGUGAUGGACGAAGGCGCAAUUCAAAGGGACAUUUACCUUCCCAGUGGAUUGUGGCAGGAUUUGAACACGGGCCAGUUAUAUCAGGGACAGAGUUGGUUGUACAACUACCCUGCUCCCUUGGACACUUUGCCGCACUUCAAAUUAACAGCAGUAUCCGAUGGUAAUGUCAACACGCCGGUCCAAAAACAUAUAUUUUUCUCACUGGUUCUCCUUGUGGCGAUGAUAAUUUAAUUAAAAUAAAAAGCAUUGUUAUAUUUUAAAUCUUGCA
This is a messenger RNA of Cloeon dipterum, 1984 nucleotides long. Its product is annotated as myogenesis-regulating glycosidase-like. Gene Ontology annotation, molecular function: hydrolase activity, hydrolyzing O-glycosyl compounds. NCBI's taxonomy places the organism in Eukaryota, Metazoa, Arthropoda, Insecta, Ephemeroptera, Baetidae. The record is from RefSeq and is a predicted model, not a curated record. The transcript has 7 exons. The coding region runs from base 73 to 1947 and encodes 624 amino acids. Gene Ontology annotation, biological process: carbohydrate metabolic process.